Penaeus vannamei (Pacific white shrimp) is the source of this 1020-nucleotide messenger RNA. NCBI's taxonomy places the organism in Eukaryota, Metazoa, Arthropoda, Malacostraca, Decapoda, Penaeidae. The record is from RefSeq and is a predicted model, not a curated record.
AUGGGAAAUGGCAACGGUCGUGAAAACAGUAAUGGCAGGAGUGACAUAUCUGCAACACAAGUAAUAUCCGCAACUCGCAGUAACCAGAAUGGCAAUCCUCCUAUUAUCAUGAAAGGCACUAUAUUUAGCAAUAAACAGGAAAUUCGGGCGUAUAUCCCUACACCACCCGAUCCCUCCACGGCGCAGCAUGUCCCCAACACAAGACAGACUACCCCCUCCCCCCCCGUCCCAGAGCAUUCUAUUUUGGGUUCUCCUCGCAAAGAUGAAAGUCAUUUCGAGGAUCCUCCAGGCGACGAGCUUGGCGUCUACGCGGUUGAGGGCGCGGUGUCCGAGAUCGAAGGUCGAGUCCUCACACUCCACAAACUGCCGUCGUUCAUUGUUUACUCCUCAUCCGCCGCACUUAACUGUACUCCUUAUAUGGAUACUUCCGCUCACGACCCCGGAAGCCUCAGGAAGACGCGCUUCCGCCCCCGUAAUUGCAUCUCCGCCGCCGUGAUUGUGCUCCUGAGUCUCCUCCACGGCCUCCCCGCCGCCUCCGCCUGCCCCAGCCUCUGCACCUGCUCCACGCCGCCGCUGAUCUCGAGGAUCGGGGCUGUCUACGACGGCGUGAUAGAGCCGAGGAAGGGCGUGAGGAUGGAGUGCACGGAGGCCGGGCUCUCCUCCGUGCCCCUCGUGGAGGCGCUGGGCGACCUCGACCCCGCCGCCGUCACCAGCAUGGACCUGAGCAACAACAACCUGACCAGCGUGCCUGACAAUGCCUUCGCCGCAUACCCGUCGCUUCAGUACCUGAGGCUCUCUGGAAACAGGAUCUCCUCCGUGUCACCCCAGGCUUUCGAGGGUGUGAAGUUGCAAAAUCUAUACCUUGACAACAACCAGCUGGUAGGAUUGGUGGCUGGGUCGCUGCCGGACACCCUGGCGGAGCUGUCUCUCGAGGACAACUUCUUCAUUACUAUCCCGCCAGCUGUGUCGCUCAUUCGUGACUUGCAGUUGCUACCUAUACUUUACGAUGUAGCUAUGUAA